AUGGAUACCGACAACUUUUUCAACGAGUACCUCGCAGACGUGGGAUUCGCUGCGUUGCCACACAUAAUGCACAACGACCACGACGACAGUCAAUUUUUUGGCCUUGGCGGGCACGAUGAGCAACAGCAUCAAAUUGGCCACUUUGCGUCAGGGAAAGAGCUGUUUGGCGAUAACGACUGCAUGGACGGCACGGUCUCGCCCUCUUGGCUGUCGCACCUCCAAUUCGAACCCACCAGCAAUCCCGAGUCAUCCGGCGACCCAAGCCCUGUUUUUUCUGGGUCCAUCGAUGAAGACAUGGGGCAAUUGCAAGCCGAUACCAAACAUUUCGAGGACGAACCAGAGGCUCUCACGCACCUGUUGCUCGACCCCGAGCAGGAGAAAAAGCCCGAGUCGGUAUUUCUAGGGGCAAACUCGGACGAGUUGCAAGCCUUGGAGAUCUCCAUCGACGAUGUGCAUCUGAAGCGGGAAGAGGUGGAGGACAUGGCAAUGUCUCCAAUCACAUCCAGUGCGGCGACGUUGAGCGUCAGGAAGAGGCGCAAGCGGUCGACCGCGGGCAACAAUGACAAGGUCCGGCGACAAAAGUUUUUAGAGCGAAACCGCGUGGCAGCUAGCAAGUGCCGGCGGAAGAAGAAGGAAGCGGAGCAGGCACUAGAGGGACUGCAGAAGCAGAUGGAAGACGACCACAUGGCUCUAAAGUCGCUGCGGGCAACGUUGGUGUCCGAGUUUGCAGAGCUGCAAAGUAUGUUGAUGGCCCACAGCGGCUGUGGGAGUGCAUCUGUCGAUCAAUGGCUUGCAACACGGUCGACCCGCCUAGAGGGCAUACUGGGAAAAGAGGCUCUGGACGCCGAGUUUCAGAAGCCGUUGGAGGACCAGCCAGGAGACGGUGCAGACGAAACGCCAACGAUGCAGCAUCUGCCGCCUGCCGAAAGUCAGGCGGCUCACCACACAUCACACAACGCAGCCUAUCAAACGCCACGGACACUUCUACAGCACUCACCGUUGGCCACGGAGCAGUUUCAACCGUCAGCCGAUCCAGUAUUCUCAGCAAACUACGAUCAUUCUCCCCGGCUUUGUGCAGGUGACUUCACACUGUUGCCGUCGGCAAACAAGAACAUGCGCAAUGCGAGCCUCGCAUCUAGCUUCGCGUCAAUGACUUCAUACGCCAGCUCCAAUUUUGCCGCAUCUGACUUUGAUGCCCAGCGGAAAAGUAGCACGGACUCUACUGGGUCGUCCUACAAAUUAUCACCCAUAAGCUCGGCGUAUGCAGACUUCUCUGAUUCGAUGGUGGUAGAUCUGACCAAACCUGAGGCGCAAAUGGAGCUUCUGGCAGAGACGUCCUUCGAGUCUAUCUGCAGCUCUUAA
Grosmannia clavigera kw1407 is the source of this 1362-nucleotide messenger RNA. RefSeq names its product bzip transcription factor. Gene Ontology annotation, molecular function: RNA polymerase II cis-regulatory region sequence-specific DNA binding; DNA-binding transcription factor activity, RNA polymerase II-specific. The record is from RefSeq and is a predicted model, not a curated record. The transcript has 2 exons. NCBI's taxonomy places the organism in Eukaryota, Fungi, Ascomycota, Sordariomycetes, Ophiostomatales, Ophiostomataceae. Gene Ontology annotation, biological process: regulation of transcription by RNA polymerase II. The coding region runs from base 1 to 1362 and encodes 453 amino acids.